Molecule: messenger RNA, 1821 nt
Organism: Mycetomoellerius zeteki
Lineage: Eukaryota; Metazoa; Arthropoda; Insecta; Hymenoptera; Formicidae
Product: homeobox protein MOX-2
Exons: 5
Coding region: 1087-1821 (244 amino acids)
Source: RefSeq, a predicted model, not a curated record
GUCUUUUUUAUUAAAAACGUUUAAAUUCCAAAAUUUUUCGUAUAGUUUAGUUCGGUUUCUAAGUUUUCAAGUUUCUCAGUGAUUGUAUGCGACGGUCGUCAUCGUUGUCGGGCGCGUGAACGUGCGAGUGUGUGUCAAGCCGGUGCGCGAUUAUGCGAUUGAAAGUACAAACAGGAUACGGACAAGUCCCAUAGGAUCCUAACGCACGAAUUUGCGGAUCAUCGAUUUUUAGCGGUACGCUAAAAAUAUCGAAACGAAUACGGAAGAACCGAAUGUGACACUUGAGACUCGGAGAAAUGUCAACGUAAUAAUGUGCGCGUAGUGAAUCGCGGUUGUGACAUCAGGUGAGCAGACGUACGCGCUCAAAGGAGAGUUUCUUACCGAAAUAUUUCACAGAACCAACAGCUUCACUGAUCAAGAACGAGAGUUAACCAAACGGACAACUGCGGGCCCCCGAAGAAGGAUGCCCUCGAGAGAAGAGUAGUCCCAACAUCAGCGAAUUCGUUAAGACGACAGACGCCUCGGUCUAUGGAGAAGGUGGUGACACUAUCAUCCGUUGAGAUGUGAUCCAGAACAUAGGAGGGACACUUAGUAGUUUGUAGUUGGUCCCCAUCUCCCCCCUCUAUCACCCCAUUACCCCACUAGCCCCCUCGUGACUUCUACCACCUACUCUACCUCCCCCUCUCCCCUCGUACACAUGCACGUGUGAUAAUCCACUUCACCGGUAAAGCAACCACCGGAUCAGCAGCUUCUCUCGAAUGCGCCGGCUACUCUACCGCUCAACGACACUCCUCCCUCCCUUUUAAUACGAUCCUAAUGAAUCUUUAUCGCCCGCUUUUCUUCAAACAACGUGCCAUACAACCCUCAGCAACCUGUGAUAUAAUACUCGAUGCCUAAUUUACAUAGACGUAGACAUCUAGUCGAAGACUAGAUCAGGCCGAAGGUUUCGUCGUAAAAAAAAGAAACUGCGAUUCCUAAGACAACAAUUUAGCCGACCAGAACAAGCAUUUAAGCAUUUUAAGCACGAGGAUUUUAGAAGAUUAUAGUACGAGAAGAGAAAAAAGAAACGGAAGACGGCGCCGGAGAAUGUCGACGUGCACCGACGAGGCCGAUAAUGCACCCUGCACUCUGUCUCCGGUGCAGGAGGCACCAGUUUCACCAGCGUCCUCCUCUCUGAGCAACCAAAAUCAAAACGAGAACGAGCAGGUCUUGCUGGCGACCAUGCAACCGGUGAACGUGCUCGAUCUGCACGAGCCGCCGGCCGUGCAUACGCUCCAUCCCAAGUACCACCAUCACCAUCAUCGUCACCAUCACCAUCACCAUCAUCAUCACCAUCAGCAACAGCAACAACACAUCCAGGGCAACGAUUCGGAAGACGUGCAGCAGCGCGCCGCAACUGCGGACGACUCUUUGCAGCACGAGGAUGAUCUGCCGCCGACGGUGCGCCAUGCCGUCAACGCGACCGUGCCGAAUGGCGGCGCCGCGACAACCACGACGACGGUUCUUGUGCUGCAGGAGCUCGUCGCGACCGAUCCGUCCGCCGCCGGUGCAGCUGCAGCCGCACAACAACUGACGCUUACCGCCGCCGCCGCUGCAGCGUCGUUUCGCGCUGGAGGAAGAAGCGUAGGAAGGAAGAGGAAGAGGAAAGAGGACGGCAGCACGAGUCAUCUCCGCUGGUGGAAGGUGGAGAAGCUGGAGGUGGAAAAGGAAGAAACGGAGGCGGAGGAGGAAGGAGGAGGAGGCGGGGGCGGAGGAGGAGAAGAAGGAGAGGACGAGGAAGGACGGAGAAUGAGGUGGAAGGCGAAGGCGGAGGCGCGAUAA